Molecule: messenger RNA, 2547 nt
Organism: Scaptodrosophila lebanonensis
Lineage: Eukaryota; Metazoa; Arthropoda; Insecta; Diptera; Drosophilidae
Gene: knk
Product: protein Skeletor, isoforms B/C
Exons: 6
Coding region: 284-2443 (719 amino acids)
Source: RefSeq, a predicted model, not a curated record
UUUAUGUGGCUGACGAUUUUCUUGCACUGAAUAAUAAAGACAUUGGUAAAAGCAUCGGAGUUUCGUUGCUGUAAACCUGUUUUUACUCAUCGGCUACAACAAUUCCAGUGGUAGCCGCAACAACAGCAAUGACGAAACAGUCUUUAAAAAUUUAAUAAGAAACAGCGAGACUCGAUAUAGCUGCACAGAAAAAUUUGUUGAUAGAGUCAAAUAAUUAGAAUUCAAAUAAUCAAAUAAAAUAGUUUGCCCAGUUUUCUUUGUGGAAAAAGCAACGCAAUACUCGAUGACAUUCCCAUUCAUUUUCUGGUUGAAUGGAAGUUUGAAGAAAGACAUAUACGUUUCUAACCAUUACCAUGUCAGUGGAAGCAUGGCAGCGCUAUUAGCAAUUUCCUUUCUUUGUUUUAGUCUGCUUAGUGUUCCGUAUGUUACAGGCGAAAACGAUGAGGGACCUUAUCGAGGCAAAUAUUUGGGCAAGAUAAAUUCCUAUCAUCACCAAGUUUCUGGUGAUGUAUAUGCUGUCAAUGAGUAUACUUUUCUACUGGUUGGCUUCAACUACGAUGGGAAUGGUGCAGAUACUUUUUUUUGGGCAGGAGCGAGCAACAGACCUGGACCGCAGGGAUUUAUAGUGCCUGACGAGUUUGGAAAGACUAAUAUAUUGGAUCGCUAUCACAACAAAGAUUUUACGUUGACACUGCCUGAUCGCAAAAAGAUGACCGAAAUUAAAUGGUUAGCCGUGUAUGACCUUAACAAUCAGAACAACUUUGGUGAUAUUUAUAUACCUGAGGAUUUUGAACCUCCUCAUACGCAAAUUGGAGGUACCUUUUCAAGUCGCAGCAAUAACAUAAGCAGCGCUGGCAUUGAUGUAUUAGAUUCAAAGACUAUAAGACUUAAGGAAUUUACAUAUAGUGGUCGUGCAAAACAAACGUUUUUCUGGAUAGGCGUUGGGUCGCAACCUUCAAGUCGUGGAAGUAAAGUGCCAGACGAACGGGGCUACUUGGAUACCAUACGUACAUAUAACAAAGAAACGAUUAUAUUGGAAUUGCCAGGAGAUAAGACCAUAUUCGAUAUAGACUGGAUAAGUGUUUACGAUUUAGACAAUAAUGUGAACUACGGUCAUGUUUUAAUACCGGACAACUUGAACGUGCCGCCUUCACUGGUCCAAAUUACGCCUUAUGAUUUCUCGCUACCCAAUUGCCGACAGCUACACAAAGACUUGCAAAUUUCUUGGGAGGUGUUUGGUCCACAAAUUACUUUUCAGUUAUCAGGCCAAGUUUCUCAAACGGAAUACAUGUCGUUUGGUCUCUCAGGUUCAGAUAGCUCGAGCCAAAUGAUUGGUGCAGAUGUGGUAGUUGCCUAUAUAGAUGACAUACGCGGCUAUACAGUUGACUAUAACAUAACAGCGCUGUCACCAUGUGUGCAGGUAUUGGGAAGGAAUAAGGGCGUAUGCCGGGAUAUCAUUGUCGGCGGAUUGGAUAGUUUUCAACUAAAUACUUAUAGUCGCAAAGAUGGCAUUAAUACAAUAAGCUGCAGGCGAAUUAUUAAAUCUUCUGAUGAUGGCGACAAAGAAAUUUUGAUGGAUCGCGGUAACUAUGUUGUUUGGGCCAUUGGCCAAUUAGACUCAAACAACGAGCCAACUUUUCACACUUUUUAUCCUAAGAGUGACAUUGUUAUUAAUUUCAAUACAACAGAACCAGUCAAUGAUUGUUUUAGCUUUACAAAACCCAUAAACACACCACUGCCGGCAUGGGAGCGUUCACGAAUAACUGAUGCAACUGUUCGCACAUUCAAUGCCUUCUUGGGUCCCUCAGGUAAUUUGCGCGGCUAUCGCGGUAUUACUGGUCAUGUGUCCAAUGGUUUGGCCUGGUACAUAAACGGCUACAUGAUACCAGAGCUUUUUUUAAAACGGGGCCUUUCAUACACCUUUAACGUACGAGGUGGCAAUAAUCCGCACUCACCAGAGUACUAUCAUCCGAUGGUCAUCACGGACGAGCCGAAGGGUGGCUACGACCGUUUGACUGAUGCCAAGCAGCGCGAGAUACGCGUAUUGGCAGGUGUCGAAUUCACGCGUCGGGGACGGCCGAAGCCCACUGCCGCAGGUCCAUUAUGCUUGUCGCGUUAUCCUCCAAACUAUGAUAGGCGCUUAGACGAUGAUUUUCCGACAUUUAAAAAGUUUAAUCGUUCACUGAUAAACAUAUGCAGUGAUGAGCCGCCAGCAUUACUUGAGAUUACGCCCAACAUCACAUGGCCGGACACGGUUUAUUAUAAUUCCUUUACGCAUGGUUAUAUGGGCUGGAAAAUUCACAUUAUUGAUAGUUAUACUAGUCUACGGAGCAGUGGUCAAUCCAUUGCUUCCUCCUUUAAUGUUUUGCUAUCCGCCCCUAUCCUUUCACUGAUUCUUUGGAGAGUGAUUAUUAACUUCAACUUUAAGAUUUUAAUUUAUUAGAAAUAUGACAAAAUAUUUAACGUAUACGUGUACAUAUACUUGUAUGUAUGUAUGUUCAUAUGUAUGUAUAUAAUAAAUUUACUUGAGUCUGUAUGCUAACCUGA